GCUGCGGUUGGGCGCUUGUUCUGUUCCCUCCGGCCCGGCUCCCGCCGGCGCUUCGGCGCACCCCCUCGCUGCCCCUCCGCGCGACUCCCCGUCAUGGCGGCUCUCAGCAAGUCCAUCCCUCAUAACUGCUACGAGAUCGGCCACACUUGGCACCCUUCCUGCGGGGUCUCCUUCGUGCAGAUCACCAGGGGCGCCCUGGAGGAGUCCCUGAAGAUCUACGCUCCCCUGUACUUGAUUGCAGCAAUUCUCCGGAAACGAAAAUUAGACUAUUAUUUACACAAACUACUCCCUGAGAUCCUACAAUCUGCUUCAUUUCUGACUGCUAAUGGGGCCUUGUAUAUGGCUUUCUUUUGCAUUUUAAGGAAGAUACUUGGAAAAUUCUACUCUUGGAGUCCUGGCUUUGGUGCCGCUUUGCCAGCCUCUUAUGUGGCCAUUCUAAUUGAAAGGAAAAGCAGGAGAGGGCUUCUCACAAUUUAUAUGGCCAAUUUGGCCACAGAAACACUAUUUAGAAUGGCAGUAGCAAGAGGAACCAUCACAACAUUAAGAAAUGGAGAAGUCCUUUUGUUCUGCAUCACAGCUGCCAUGUACAUGUUCUUUUUCAGGUGCAGAGAUGGUUUGAAAGGAUUUACAUUCUCUGCUCUUAGGUUUAUUGUAGGGAAGGAAGAAAUUCCCACACAUUCUUAUUCAGCAGAAGCAGCAUAUGCAAAAGUGGAACAAAAGACAGAGAAACAUGAAGAAAAGCCAAGAAGAUUGAAUAUAAUUGCUCUAAUCAGGAAACUUGUGGAAUCAGUAUGUAAGCAUGGACCAAGGCAUAGGUGUUGCAAACACUAUGAAGAUAAUUGCAUCUCUUAUUGCAUUAAAGGUUUCAUCAGAAUGUUUAGCGUGGGAUACUUGAUCCAGUGCUGCCUCCGAAUCCCCUCUGCAUUCAGGCAUCUGUUUACACAGCCAUCCCGGCUAUUUUCUCUCUUCUACAAUAAAGAAAACUUCCAGCUCGGAGCUUUUCUGGGCUCUUUUGUUAGUAUAUACAAGGGUACUAGUUGCUUCCUGCGCUGGGUCAGAAACCUGGAUGAUGAACUGCAUGCUAUUAUAGCUGGAUUUUUGGCAGGAGUAUCAAUGAUGUUUUAUAAAAGCACAACAAUUUCCAUGUAUUUAGCUUCCAAAUUGGUGGAGACAAUGUAUUUCAAAGGCAUUGAAGCAGGAAAGGUUCCCUAUUUUCCCCAUGCAGAUACGAUCAUCUAUUCCAUCUCUACAGCAAUUUGCUUCCAGGCAGCUGUCAUGGAAGUUCAGACCUUGCGGCCAUCUUACUGGAAGUUCCUUUUAAGGCUCACCAAGGGCAAAUUUGCUGUCAUGAACCGAAAAGUCCUUGAUGUUUUUGGUACUGGUGCAUCUAAACACUUUCAGGAUUUUAUCCCUAGGUUGGAUCCAAGAUAUACGACUGUAACACCAGAGUUGCCCAUUGAGUUUUCUUGAAGAUGACUGUAAUUUAUUAAUGUGACCUAAUGUUUCAUUAUUUUCUUCUGAAGAGUUAAUUAUGUUGAAUCACAAAAACGGAGUCUUGAGCUUGAACUUCAGUGUUAUUUCAAUGAGAGAUGCUCUUUGUUUUUCUUACCAAUCAGAAGUACAGAAGCUUUUUAGGAAGGUGUUGCUUAAUAAUUAAGUGCCCUUCCAUAGCCGGAAUCUGAUUCUGGGUCGCUGUAGUGGUUGACAUGAUGCUGUAUUAUUGAUUAAGUUGUGUCCACAAGCAACCUUAAAUAAUCUAUGUAGAAAUGUAGUAACAAAUAAGAGUAUACUUAAAAUUACUUUAAAAGAUGUUUUUAGUUCAUUCCAAUAUAAUUCUUGGUUAAAACUAAGAGUAUUUCUACGUGUUAGGAUCACGGGUACAUGGAUUUGGUCUGUAUUUUUUUUUACUUUUGAAUUGGUAACUAUAGUAGUUAAAUGUAUGGAUAUGAAGUAACUCUUCACAGACAAUGCUGCUUUAGUAUAAAGCAAUUUAAUUGAAGAAAGUGGCCAUUCUUACUUCAGGGAUGCAAAGACGGGUCUUAUGCUGUUUGAAUAAAUGCUGUGGUAUCCAUGUCUUCUUCUGCUGAUAACUUCAUCUCUCUCCCAUGAUGAGUUGGGCUGUCUGGCAGCCCAGUGAACCUCUGUACUGAUGGCAGGUUGGGAGUAAAUGGAAAUUGACAUACCUGAUACAGUCGAAAUGUAUGUUUUAAUCUUUUGCAGAAGCAUUACACUUGAAUAUUUAAAAGCAAAUGAGGUUGCUUCUAAACCUCUCGUGGGUUUAUAGUAUUUGUUUUGUUUUCACUUAUAAGGACGGAAUUCUUCAUGGCUAAGGUUGUCUCCCAUUGUAGAUUUAGAAGGGAUCAAAGUAGUUUUGGCAAGUUUGUCAUUUUGUGCCCUCUCGACCGUUCCACCUACACAAUGGAUAUUUUACAACUACAAACAAUAUAACAAUCUGGUGGUUCUUAAAAAGUCCAUUUCAUCACUAAUGGGAUUCAGGUUCUCUAGCCUCUUUUCAAAAACUUAUUGUCACCAUUUUUAUUCCUGUUAGAAUAAAGAAGUGACAGUAUGUAGUCACUGUUGAUUAUGAGUUCAGGACAGCUGUGAUUAAAAUAUGAUUACUCCUUAGAGUUUUUCAGGGAAAAGUUAUACUUUUCUAAGUUAAUAAAAGGCUUAAUUGGUUAUGAUGUCUAUCUACAGUUAAUAUAACAAAUAGGGAUGAUGGUAUAUUUUUUUAAUAUCAUUUUGAUGCUGAAAAGUUUUGGGCCAUUGUAAAUUAAUUAUACAGUAGAACCUGUGUUGCAACAAGGAUUAUAACCCAGACUUUAAAAAUGCUUAAUCCUCCAUAUUCCAUUUCAUCAAGCCCUGUAUAUUUCUAUUUACGUGUAAUCCUAUCCUUGGUAAUGGCAAAUUGAAACCCAACAAAACGACAGACUCUGGUACCAUGGUAACAGAGAGAGCCACUUCAAUUAGGUCAAAUUUCUGCAUUGUGAUUAACUUUUUGGAAUUGACUUGUCUAUUAGACAACACUGUUAAGGCAUCAUUUUGGUUUCAGACUUCAAAAUUGAUUAAUAAAUUAAGUUUUAAGUUUUUAUUCACUGGAAUCAAAAUGACAACUGGUAUUGUGUUUACUUUUAAAAAUGAAGUAUUAUAGCAGUGAAGAAAGCACUGCUUCCUGCCCCUCAUUUUCUUUAUUUAGAAAUUAUGUUUAUAAUAUUUUUCCUGUCUGCUUAAAAGAAAAACAUUUUAAUUCGUAAGUUACUGUUGUCAUUAACAUUAAAAAGGCUAUGAUGUUGAAAGACAAAUUCUACUGAAAUUU
This is a messenger RNA of Odobenus rosmarus divergens (Pacific walrus), 3316 nucleotides long. It is a transcript of the gene TMEM135, whose product is annotated as transmembrane protein 135. NCBI's taxonomy places the organism in Eukaryota, Metazoa, Chordata, Mammalia, Carnivora, Odobenidae. The transcript has 15 exons. The record is from RefSeq and is a predicted model, not a curated record. Bases 94 to 1470 code for a protein of 458 amino acids.